UAGAGGCCCUCACAUUGGGCGUCUCGCCGUUUGCUUGUUCAUCCCUGUGUGCGUGCUCUGAAUCAGUGGACCCCAGUUUUUUUUCCCUGCAGAAGAGUUUCUUGUCCAAGGAGCUGCAAGCUUCCCAGGGUGCGAAGGCGAGGCACCGCGGCUGCUGCGAUGGCCGGCUGGCGGAGGCUGGUCGUGGCGGCGCUCCUGCAGCUGGCCUGUUCACGCGCCCUUUCUACAGAGAGUAAUUGCUAUGAAGAAGGGGAGCUAUCACAAGGAAGAGGAUAUUUCUACUGUUUAGAGCCUCGUCUGAACUUCAAAGACACUUCAAAGAACCUGUUAAUGGACUUUCGCAACAAAAACAAAAACAAUGUAUUCGGUCUCUCACUCAACAGAACAGCCGAUGCCUUCCACAUCAUUACUAUGAAAGAUAGUGAAACAAUUAACAGCACAAAAUUUGAUCUACGAAACUCUUCAAGUGAACUCCAUCUAAACAUCGACCGCUCAAGUGUGCUCGCAAAGACUCACGGAACAUGGCGGAAGCUGGACAUUCCGGAGACAAACCAGAUCUUCUCCUUGUACAUUCGAAUUUCCAAUCCUCCUUUCUGCAUCACUUGCAACGGAGAAGACAUCUGGCAAAACGAGCGAGACACUUCUCAGAGCACUGAGCAAGGCGACGCUCAUUCCAUCCAAAGCACUGAGCAAGGCGACGCUCAAUCCACCCAGAGCACUGAACAAGGCGACGCUCAAUCCACCCAGAGCACUGAGCAAGGCGACGCUCAAUCCACCCAGAGCACUGAGCAAGGCGACGCUCAAUCCACCCAGAACACUGAACAAGGCGACGCUCAAUCCACCCAGAGCACUGAACAAGGCGACGCUCAGUCCACCCAGAGUACUGAACAAGGCGACGCUCAAUCCACCCAGAGCACUGAACAAGGCAUGAAACAAUCCCCUGAGGCCACGGAACAAAGCGAGACAGGAAAAUUGUGGCCGCUGUGUUUCAUCCUGCUGCCAAUACUGGGCCUCCUGCUGUACAAACGGAAGUACCUUUGUGGAAAGAUGCAGCUGCUGUGCCAGGCCCUCAGGACCUGUUGCCACAAGACUAACGAAGCCGAAAGUGAACAAGAAAUGCCCGGACAUUUCCACCAAGCAGUGCAUGUUAAGGGCGAGUUUGAAGCGGGUCAGGUCGUAAGGGAGGAAGUUGAAACAGAAAAUGACAUGUACAUUUCGGCUGAUCAUUUUCAACGAAGUGAAGCGGGUCUGGUCGUAAGGGAGGAAGUUGAAACAGAAAAUGACAUGUACAUUUCGGCUGAUCAUUUUCAACGAAGUUAAGCCGAAGAAUACGAAACAGUUUCUGCUGGUGUUCAGAAUAAGAAUAUGAAACUUUGAACGAUAUACAUGUCAGCUAAUGAUUGUUAGUAUGGUAGUAGAGGACGUUAAACAUGAUGAUAC
Molecule: messenger RNA, 1440 nt
Organism: Penaeus indicus
Lineage: Eukaryota; Metazoa; Arthropoda; Malacostraca; Decapoda; Penaeidae
Exons: 4
Coding region: 160-1320 (386 amino acids)
Source: RefSeq, a predicted model, not a curated record